Mycotypha africana is the source of this 983-nucleotide messenger RNA. Its product is annotated as Fat storage-inducing transmembrane protein. Bases 68 to 832 code for a protein of 254 amino acids. Gene Ontology annotation, cellular component: endoplasmic reticulum membrane. Lineage: Eukaryota; Fungi; Mucoromycota; Mucoromycetes; Mucorales; Mycotyphaceae. The record is from RefSeq and is a predicted model, not a curated record. Gene Ontology annotation, biological process: lipid storage; phospholipid biosynthetic process; lipid droplet organization. The transcript is spliced from 2 exons.
ACAACAACAACAACAACAGCAUGGUCAACAACAACGAGAAUCAUACCAUGGUCUACAACCCCAUCAGAUGGUGUUUUCCAUUCUGUACGUCAUGACCCCUUUGGUCGCUGUCAUCUAUGCUCUCUUGGGCGAUCCACCCCGAUCGUACUUUAGCAGCAAACACAACAUCUUUAAUCAAUAUUUUGUGAAAAUCGGUUGGUUUUGGGUGACACUCGCUUACUUUGCCUACUUGUGGAUCGUUCCCUUCCAACGCAGCCCACCCGCCCGCAAAAGACAAGUCCUCACGAGCGGUCUCUUACGUUAUGUCUUUGUCACCGCUUACUGGUACGCGAUGACCCAGUGGCUGUUGGGCCCUAGUCUCAUCGAUCGUGUCUUUGUGUGGACAGGCGGUCGUUGCAUGUCUCUUUUACAGGAUGUGGAACACGCCGCCAAGUUGAAUGCCGUCUCCCAUCCCCAUGUCUGCCGGAACUUGGGAGGCCGAUGGACGGGCGGUCAUGAUGUGUCAGGCCACUGUGUCCUCUUGAUCCAUGCGAGCCUAUUUUUAUGGGAAGAGUUGAGCUGGCUGUUUUAUGAUGCCAGACCUUUCUUGCAAUGGAAAAGACAGACAGAAAAUAGAGCCUCUUAUUUUGUUGUGCUUGGUAACUUGGCUCUCCUCGCCUUAUGGUGGUGGAUGCUGUUGAUGACAGGUGUGUAUUUCCACGGAAGAAUGGAAAUUGUAUCUGGCAUUCUCUUUGGCAUCUUGGGUUGGGUUAUUUUGUAUCUUGGUUUAUUCCCUAGAGUGUCCUUCUUUGGACUCCUACGUCCUGCUACCAGGACGACCAUGGUGGCGUAAACGCGGAGAGGGUCUUGCGACAUUCACCCUCCAAAGACGAGGUAGACUAGAACCUUUGUGUAUGAAACGAAGUCACAUGUGUACACUAUUUUGUAUAUUCCCCAAACGUGUGUGUAAUAAAACAAUACUUUUUACAGAAAGAAUAAAAACA